UCUCACCGCCCCACCCAGCGAGAGCCAGUCCAGUCCCAUCUCGCCUUCCGCUUAAACCCCACCCCCACCCAUCGCACCCAGACCCAGGCGAGAAGAAGCCCUCGCCAAUUCGUCCCCCAUGGCCGCCACCGCCGCCAUCCACCUGCGCCCGCUCCGCUCCGUCGCCGUCUCCUCCGCGAGGUCCCGCUCGCUCCUCCACCUCCUCGCCCGCCCCCUCUCUUCUUCCCAAUCGGGAUCGUCCUACGCCUACCGCCCUUUCCCUUCCCAGGCCGCCGCCCCCGCCGCCGCCCCCAACCACGUCCACCACCCUCCCCACCACCACCAGCAGGAGCACUGGGUGCCGCCGAGGAACCCGCCUCCCCCGGGGCCCCCUCCACAGUGGUCCUCGCAGGGACAUCCGCCUCCGCCGCCCCGCGGCUAUGGGCCUCCACCGCCGCAGCACCAGCAUGUGCCGCCUCCGCCACCACGCGGCUACGGACCUCCACCACCAGGACAGCAUAUGCCGCCCCCGCCGCCACGCGGAUACGGGCCUCCACCACCGGGACAGCAUAUGCCGCCGCCUCCGCCUCCGCCGCCACAUGGUCACGGGCCUCCACCACCGGGCCAGCACGUGCCGCCUCCACCGCCGCACGGCCACGGGCCUCCACUACCGGGCCAGCAUAUGCCGCCGCCACACGGCCACGGGCCUCCACCACCAGGACAGCACAUGCCGCCUCCGCCGCCACGCCACCACGGACCUCCGCCACCGGGACAGCAUGUGCCGCCGCCGCCACCACCACACGGCCACGGACCUCCGCCACCGGGACAGCAUGUGCCACCGCCUCCGCCACCACACGGCCACGGACCUCCGCCACCGGGACAGCAUGUGCCGCCUCCACGCGGCCACGGGCCUCCACCCCCGCACCAGCAGGCACCACCUCCACCGCCGCCUCCUGAACCUGUGGCAGGUCCCGGGGAGCUGAUGGGACUGUGCCGGGAGGGGCGGGUGAAGGACGCCGUGGAGCUUCUGGCCAAGGGUGCCCACGCUGACCCGCCCGCGUUCUACGAGCUCGCGGCAGCCUGCUCCAACCCUAAGCUGCUGGAGGAGCUCAGGAAGGUGCACGACUUCUUCCUCCGCUCGCCCUUCCGCAGCGACCUCCGGGUGAACAACAAGCUGCUCGAGAUGUAUGCCAAGUGUGCAGCCAUGCCCCAUGCCCGCAGGACGUUCGACAAUAUGCCUGACCGUGACAUGGACUCGUGGCACAUCAUGAUCGACGGCUACUCGGUCAAUGGGCUUGGGGACGAGGCCCUGCGGCUGUUCGAGCUGAUGAAGGAGUGUAUGGCACCCACAAGUCAGACCUACCUGCUUGUGCUCAAUGCUUGUGCCAACUCGGAGGCCAUCGAGGAGGCACUCCUUUACUUUGAUGCCAUGUCCAGGGACCAUGGCAUUGAGCCUGGUGUGGAGCACUAUGUUGGGAUCAUUGAGGUCUUGGGGAAGUCAGGGCAUCUCAAUGAGGCUCUGGAGUUCAUUGAGAAGCUGCCUUUCGAGCCCAAUGCCAUGGUGUGGGAGUCACUCUUGAACCUGGCCCAGAUGAAUGGAGACAUUGAUCUUGAGGACCGAGCAGAGGAGUUGUUGGUGUCGCUUGAUCCAUCCAAGGCAAACCCCAAGAAGCUCCCAACCCCACCUCCAAAGAGGCGCCUGGGAAUUAACAUGCUUGAUGGGAGGAACAAGCUAGUAGAGUACAGGCUGCCACCAAAGAUUGAAAAGAAGGUGGUCAAUGAACAGAGGUACGUCCCAGACACAAGAUAUGUGCUCCAUGACAUUGAUCAGGAGGCCAAGGAACAGGCAUUGCUGUACCACAGUGAGAGGCUGGCAAUCGCUUAUGGUCUGAUUAGCACCCCAGCAAGGACUCCACUUCGCAUCAUUAAAAACCUGAGGAUAUGUGGGGACUGCCACAAUGCCAUCAAGAUCAUGUCAAGGAUCGUUGGGAGAGAGCUCAUUGUGAGGGACAAUAAGAGGUUCCACCAUUUCAAGGAUGGAAAAUGCUCCUGUGGAGAUUAUUGGUGAUAAUGGAUUAAAGUCGUUCAUCUCAUCAGUAUUGCUGCCAUCCUUUAUAUGGAUAUAUAUGCUGGCAGCUGUGGUUUCAAUUGAUAAUAAGCAAUAUGAAGGUAUCCAAUGGUGGUGUUAGUGGUUCUCAUCCUUAAAUAUGCUUAAGAUCCUUAGCUGAAAGCACUUGUAUCAUGCAAGAUUAUAACUUCUUGAUGCACUAAUCAAUUCUACUCUCCUCUGUAUCAGUAUCAUGUUUCUCAUGGGAAACAUGUGCUAGUUUGGAAUAUAUAACUAUAUGGUUGUAAGAGCUGAUUCUUCCUUGCUUUAAUUUGGAUGAAUGAACUAAAAUGAAUCUUAUAUAUUCGUGAACA
This is a messenger RNA of Sorghum bicolor (sorghum), 2400 nucleotides long. Its product is annotated as pentatricopeptide repeat-containing protein At2g15690. The transcript has a single exon. Gene Ontology annotation, molecular function: protein binding; zinc ion binding; RNA binding. Gene Ontology annotation, biological process: RNA modification. NCBI's taxonomy places the organism in Eukaryota, Viridiplantae, Streptophyta, Magnoliopsida, Poales, Poaceae. Bases 119 to 2047 code for a protein of 642 amino acids. The record is from RefSeq and is a predicted model, not a curated record.